This is a messenger RNA of Tachysurus fulvidraco (yellow catfish), 4694 nucleotides long. RefSeq names its product histamine H3 receptor. Gene Ontology annotation, biological process: adenylate cyclase-activating adrenergic receptor signaling pathway. The transcript has 3 exons. NCBI's taxonomy places the organism in Eukaryota, Metazoa, Chordata, Actinopteri, Siluriformes, Bagridae. Gene Ontology annotation, molecular function: histamine receptor activity. Gene Ontology annotation, cellular component: membrane. Bases 1021 to 2220 code for a protein of 399 amino acids. The record is from RefSeq and is a predicted model, not a curated record.
GGAAAAAACUUACAUUGGCUCUGUUUUUUUUGCAGCAUCAUUGAUAUCCUGCAGCAAGAUAUGGCUUUAAAAGAGCAAAACAGAAGAAACGAUAAAAAGAUAUGAACAGCAUUAACAGUGAGAUGCUGAGAUGCUUUUCUGCUCACCGUGGUUGUAAAGAAUGAUUAUUUACGUUACUAUAACCUUCCUGUCAGCUCAGGUUCCUGUCAGCUCAGUCAGGUUGGUCAUUCUCCUUUGACCGUUCUUAUAACCAAGGUGUUUUUGCUCUCACAAUGGUCACUCACUGGAUGAGAUUUUGCUUUUAGCAGCAUUCAGGAUACUCUUGACUGUUGCAUCCCAUCACAUAAGCAGUUUCUGAAAUCCUCAAAUCAGCACCAAACAACAAACUGAGUCACUUCAAUCCUACUUUUUUCCAUUCUCAUGUUUGAUGUGAACAUUAAUCAAAGCCCUUGACCUGCAUCUGUAUGAUUUUUUGCACUGCUGCUACAUGAUUGGCUGAUUAAAUAAUUGCUGUGUCCAAGGGUGAAGAUUAUAAUGAUUAUGGUGUCCCUAAUAAAUUGGUCAGUGAGUGAAUAGUAUAAAGCCAUUAAAAUGCAUUAUAGAUUCCUUACUAUAAAAAUUAUCUAUAGAUUCUAAAGAUCUGUUAGACAGUAUAGAUCUAUAAAUGUAUACUAUAUCUCUCUAUCUCUCUCUCUCACUGUGUGUGUGUGUGUGUGUGUGUGUGUGUGUGUUUUCUCAUUUAAAUGAUCCACUUUGACGCGGGAUGAUUGGCAGCUGAAGGGGCGUGAAUUUUACGCAAAUGCGAAGUUCACGUGCAACUGGUGCGCACAAGCCGGUGCUGGAACACAGUACAAUCUGCUGGAAGACAGUGCAAUGUAAUUGUCCAAUUUAGAAACAAGACUCCGUGUACGACUCGGUUCUCGGCUGGAAAUGAUGGUCCAGAAGCGUUACGCACAGUGGCUCCUCCGUGAGCGCAGUUAAAACGCGGUUGUUUGGCGUUUUCGCGCGCGCCGGUGCCUUAUGCAUGCGCGGAUGGGCGCCACAAUGCUGGAGCGCAACACGUCUCGGGAGCGGAUGGACUUCAGUUCUAACACUUCGGCUCACUUGGGCAGAGAGCAAGGGUUCGGUAUGCCGGUGAUGGUGGUACUGGCCGCCGUCAUGCUGCUGCUCAUCUGCGUGAUCGUGCUGGGGAACGCGCUCGUUAUCCUCGCCUUCAAAACCGACCGGAGCCUGAGGAGGCAAAGCAACUACUUCCUCCUGAAUCUGGCCAUCUCAGACUUCCUAGUAGGUGCCUUUUGUAUUCCAGUUUAUUUGCCCUACAUCUUGACAGGCAAAUGGAUGUUGGGCCGAGGGCUAUGUAAGCUCUGGCUGGUGAUGGACUACCUCCUCUGCACCGCUUCCGUCUUUAACAUCGUCCUCAUCAGCUACGACCGUUUCCUCUCUGUCACCAGAGCGGUGUCGUACCGGGCAAGGCAAGGGAUGACCCGCAGCGCCCUGGCCAAGAUGGCUGCUGUAUGGGUUCUGUCUUUCCUCUUGUAUGGCCCAGCCAUCUUGCUAUGGGAAGAGGUAACGGGAGAGAGCCAUGUUCCAGAUGAUGAGUGCUUUGCUGAGUUCUUUCACACUUGGUACUUCCUGCUGUCUGCCUCCACACUCGAGUUCUUUUUCCCCUUCCUGUCUGUGGCUUUCUUCAACCUCAGCAUAUACCGCAGUAUCCGCGAAAGGAGACUCCGGUACCAGCAAGACUCGUGCUUGCCCAAGAUCCGUGGCAUGACAUCUCCCAAGCGUGAGAGGCUUCGCUUGGUCUCCUACAUCUGCCACGGCUCUCUUGUGACGAAGAAGACGAAGGCAGAAACAGAAAGUGAUAAGUGUUCUUCUCCUGCAGGACGCCCUGACACACUGAGUAUACGAAGCACUCAAUGUACACGCCUUAUUCAGGAUAAGAAGAUAGCAAAGUCUUUAGCCAUUAUCGUGUGUGUGUUUGCUGUGUGCUGGGCACCGUACACAUUGCUGAUGAUUAUACGUGCCGCCUGCAGGGGACACUGUGUUUCACACAACUGGUACGAAGUGACAUUCUGGCUGCUGUGGCUCAACUCUGCCAUCAAUCCAUUUCUGUAUCCUCUCUGCCACAGCAGUUUCCGCAGGGCUUUUGCAAAAAUCCUGUGCCCUAAGCAGCGGACCACUGAAGCAGCAUCAGAUAAUGUCUCCAACAACCAGAGAUAGUCCAGCUCUCUCCCAUAGUUUUAGACAGACUAUUCUUUGAUAACUUGUCAGGGUUUGGGUGGAUCCUAUCCAUUGUCUUACAUUUGUUUACUGAUCAGAAGAUUGGAGGUCAAACCUUAGCACUGCCAAACUGCCCCUGUUGUCACCUUGAGCAAGGACCUUAACACUCUCUGCCCCAGGAGCAGUGUAUCAAGGGUGACUCUACACUUUGACCCCAGCAACCUAAUCUGGGAUAUGUGAAGAAAAGGAGUUCACUGAAUAUACGUAUAUGUGACAAAAAAAAGGCUUUUUCUUUUAAAUUCUAUUCCUGGCAUGUUUUUGCUCAGAGAGGAAACCUGACAACCCAGAAGAAACCUACAAUUAGCCCAAGCCUCUGAACCUUGAAAGGACCAACUCUACCGUUACAAAAUACAAUUACAAAAUAUAAAAUCACGGACACAUUUAGAUUUAACCGGAUUUAAACCCAUGGACAGUUUCUUCUUUUAAACAAUUGAUAAAGGGUUUCAAACUACAUUUCAUACAGGAUAUGAACCAAUAAUCUCUCCAGCUAUUUAACUCAUUUAAUACAUACAGAUACUGUAUGUAUGUACGUACUUUACAAAAUGGGAACCGAAAACUUGUCUCCUGGUGCAUCCUUGCUUCUAAUGUAGAGAUCUAUUGUCUGAGGUUAAUCUGUAACAAAAACGAUAUUGUUCUUAUCUCAACAGGUCAUAUGAUGUCAAAUUCUCAGAAUUCAUUUCUCUACUGUGGAUAGUUUUGGCGCUCAUAAAACAAGUCCUCAAAGAUACGUCUAACUGCAACUGCACUUUAUACAACUAUAAACAACUGCUGAUUACAAACGUGACACUAAUUCUCUUUUCAUUCUCUUUUCAGCCUUUCUAUGAGGACACAUAGUCUUCUCCAAAAAAACAAGCAUGAAAAAAAAUGUAGGAAAACGCGGUGGCCCAGAAGUGCAAAACAUUAAGAAACUGAAAAUGCUAUAGCAAAUUUAAAAACACAUCAGCAUUAAAUAAAAAAGAAAAUAUACAGUAGGCCCUUGGUGCAAACAUACUGUUAGCUAAUUGGGCAUAUGAUUAUUACAUACACAAUUUUUUUUUUUAGUCUAGUUACUUCUAGUUAGACUGAGGACUUAGCUAAAAUUUUAAUGAGAAGUUGCUCUAUACAGUAGAUUUAUUUAGGUUGUAAACAUCAUUCCACCAAUUCAACCGUUCCCUCCAAUUGAUGCAUGCAGUAGCCAAUCAGCAAGAAGCCAGUGAUGCUCAAUGAGGACCUCUGCUUUGUUUACAGAUAUUCUUGAAGUGUUUCUAAAUUUAAGACUGUUUUUAGGCUUUAUUUUGUGGUGUCUUUUUGCUUACGUUUUUGGUUGUCUCGUGUGUUUUUUUUGUGUGUUUGUGUUUUCUGUGCUUCUUUUGAUAUGCUUUUAUCUUAUUGCUGCUGUUGGGUUUUGUCAUUUAUGGUUGUGUGUUUGUUUUUGCUUUUUUUCUGAUUUGCUGCUGUGUGUUAGGCUUCGUUAUGUUUUCUGUGUUUUAGCUUUAUAUUUCAAUUACAGAUACUGUAGGUGUUUUUUGUUUGCUGCAUUUUUUAAUUUGCUUUUGUGUUUUCAGAUUUACUGUUGUUUAUUUUUUUGUGCUUAUCAUGUAUUGGAGUUUAUUGCUGCAUUUUUCCAUUUAAUACUGCAUGUUUAUUUUUUGUUUUCUUUUUAUUUUCUAGUUCUUUUUGAUUUGUUGUUUUGUUUUGAUUAGCUACUGUGUUUGUGAGUUUGAUAAUGUUAUCUUUGUUGCUUUGGCUUCUGAUUUGCCUUUGCUUUGUUGUCCUAUUUUCUAAUUUGUGGUUGUGUGUAUUUGUUUUGUUAUGUAUUCUGAUUUGCUUCUGUGUUUUUUGUUUUGUCAGUGCUUUCAGAUUUGCUGUUGUGUUUUCAGUGUUGCUGUUAUGUUUUCUGAUUUACGUUUGUGGGUUUGUUUUGUUUUCAUUAACAUUAUCAUUUUGUGUUCAGAUUUAGUGUUUUGCUUUUUUGUUGUUAUGUCUAUUCAUUUGCUAUUGUCUUCUAAUGUAUUUUCAUUUCAUUUCGGUUUAUUAAUGUUUUCGCACUUACAGACCACUGUAAAAAAAAAAAAAAGGAUGUAAAGCAAAAGGCAGGCAUAGUGUAAAAUAAUGCACAACUGACACAAAUGUACGAUAUUGCCUCUCUGUAUAGUGUUUUAAGAAGAAGAGUUCUAAAUGUGCUUAACCACGCUCUGUGUUUAUGACUCCACCUUGUGGCGUUAUGAUGUUCGUGUACUGUACUGACUCUGUUAAUGCUGCACAGUAGUCUGGAUGACGCUCUGAUAUAUAAACUCUGUAUAUACACAGUAUUAUUGUGGAAUCAGUGUAUUUGCUGAAUUAUUUGUGCUAUAAAUUCUUGUUCAGGACAUUUCACCAGACUUUAGAACUUCUUUAGAGCUUAAGACGUUAAUAUUAAAGGUUGGGUAUUAUAA